GCUAUCACAUUCUGUCUGCCUCCCAUCCCUCGUUUCAAUACGCACGUAUGGUUUGACUGUGUGUGAAAGAAUUUGUGUGGUGUGUGUUCUGGAGUUUGGGAAUGUGUUUUGUGUUAUUUUGUUUGAGCAGCUGCAAAUUGGUUGGGAACAACCAAGCUAGGUUGGCAAGGGUGGCCAACUUGGAUGGAUUGGUUGGGAAGGGACAAAGGUCAAAUUUGGAGUUCCUAUAGGGAGGGAAUCUUUGUGCUUAUGGGGUUUCCUUGGUUGGGGACUCUCUUGGGACCUUCCCUCUCAUCCCUCUCUUCCCAUCCCAACCUUUCUCUUGCUCCUCUAAUUCCUUGUGAGAUUCUUGAACCUUGAUUGAACUCUUGAGAUUGAGUUAAGUUCUCCUCCUACAGCUUACCCCUCAGUGCGUCGAAAGCCAUAGCGUCGCGAAUACUUUAUCAAUGAACGUGAUUCAAAUUGAGAAUGGUAGCUGAGAUUAAGAGCUACAACAUAUCCAAGUUUCGCGACAUUCCAACCGCUAUUUUUUCGUCGACGUCGUUCCUUGUAAAGACGACUUUUCUGUCCAGAAUUUCGGAUUAAUAUUUUGAGUAAUUCUAGCUCCUAAGUUCACCUAGACUCCGUCCUUAAUCCUAACAAGUGGUAUCAGAGCCAUAUUGAGGACAUUGAGAGGAGUCUACAGAAGUGUGAAGACCCUUCUAGACCCACCAUGGCCUGUGGGCGUGCCUAAGUGGUGUUCUAAAGGUUGGAUGUGACUUCCGCUAAGGGGAAACUCUGCCGAAAUUUCGUGGACGUCGACACUUGUGAAAAUAUCGAGGGAGCUGAGUCUGGACAGCAAAGGGGGAGCUGAAAUUCGUCAUUUCUCAAGGAGAAGAUGAAUGAGAGAGGAGGAGAUGCUAAUGGAAGAGGAGCUGUACCUGAGAAGACAAGUGAGCCGCCACCAUCAAAAGUUGAAGCUUUGGAUGGCUCCAACUAUGAGGAAUGGAGCGGGCGCAUGAGGAGUGCCUUCAAACGCUACAAGCUACUGAAGAUUGCUGUUGGGGAGAAGAAGAUGCCGGAAGAAGGCGAAGAACGCGAACGGUGGAUUGAGAAAAGCACGGUGCUUUUUGACCUCAUCCUUCAAUCGGUCAACAAGGAGAUGUUCGAGCACAUCAAGGAUCUUGUGGAAGCGGAUGAUUCGGGUCCAAGGGCGUGGAAACUACUACGCGAUGUGAUUCAGCCCAACACUCUUCCGAUGGUGAUCGUGCUCGAGAAGGAACUUGCUGCAAUCUCCAUGCGACCAGGGGAUGAUGUGAAGCCGGUCCUUGACAAGAUCAAGGACACCUAUGCAAGGAUGGCAGCAGCGGGCAGCAGCGUUUCUCAGCUGCAGCAGUGCACCAAGAUCAUCUCGGUGUUGGACAACUCGUGGGACAACCUCAUCCCCACCCUCAACUCUCAGCAAGAUCAAUGGACACCUGAGUGGCUAAGGCAGCAGAUUCUGCAGGAGGACUUCCGCAGACGCCAUGUGGGAGGCGGUGCUGCCACUAAGACUGCUGAGGGGUAUGGAGCUGCAGGGCGCAGCAGAGGAAGAGGGGGUUGGAGAGGCCGAGGCCGUGGGAGGAGCUUUGGCAGAGGUAGAGGCCGAGGUGACUAUAAUGAGGGGCAUGGGAGCUCUGGUGGCAGGGGGAGUACCAGAAUGGAGGGCACCUGCUGGUACUGCAAGAAGGUCGGGCAUCCUUGGUUCAAGUGCUUCAGCAGGCCGGAGGGAUGGGCACCUCCAGGCAUGAAGCCGCCCAGUGGUGAACGCGCACAAGGUGGCGCUGUGCAAGGCUCAGGUGCACAAGGUGAAGGUGCACAAGGUAAUGCCUAUCCUGGGAUGUUUCUCAUGGUUGAGGAUGUGCAUGGGCAUGAGGGUGAUGUGGGAUCUGUGAUUGAUUCAGGUUGCACUAGUCACAUGACCCCACGGGCAGAUUUGCUUGAUGAGGUAAAACCCCCUGGGAAGAUUAAGUAUGUGGCAGCAGCAUCAGGUGCUUUGCUCCCUGUGAUUGGUGUUGGGAAUGCCAAGGUUAAGGGAGCUAAUGGGGAGCUUGUGGGGCUUGGGAAUGUUAAGAGCAAGGCCGAAGUGACCUUUGGACCAACCAGCUGCCGUGCUAAGCUUGGGAAGAAGGUGCUGUGGAGUCUGGAAGAGGAGACCAGCUGCAUCAAGGACCUGUGGCAGCUGCCCAUCAUCCCUUGGAAUGGGAAGACUCCAACAGCAGCAACGGCAGCAGCGGCAAAGGCAACUGCAGGAGGAGAUGCAACUGCACCAACUGAUGGGGUCCUGGAAGCAGUCAAGAAAGUGCAGCAGCAGCAGACACAUGGUGAGGUGCUUGCUGGUGUGGAUGCGAGUGCGGCAUGGGCUAAGGCUUCAUCAAGGAGUGGUGAGGCCGAUUGGGAGGCAUGGCAUGAGAGGCUGUGUCAUGUGAACUUCCCUAUGCUGCAGAAGUUGGUGAAGGAUGGGAGCCUGAAGGGCUUGGAGGUGAAAGGGGGAGUGAAGGAGAUUGGGAGCUGCCCUACAUGCUUGGAGACCAAGUUCUCCAAGUUCCCCUUCAACAGCACUACAGGACUAGCCAAGACCCCACUUGCACUUGUGCAUAUGGAUGUGGUGGGGCCCACAAGAGCCCCUUCCCUCUCAGGCAGCCGCUAUUUCUUGACAAUUGUGGAUGACCACACUCGGGCACUGUGGGUUAACCCUUUGAAGAGCAAGGGGGAGGUGGCAGCGGUUGUCCUUAAGGAGUGGAUGCCUAGAGCUCAGAGGGAAUGCGGAUACAAGGUGAAGGUGAUCCGCAGUGACGAUGGUGGGGAGUUCAUUGGAGCUGAUUUUGAGGGGGAGUUGAAGAGGAAGGGGAUCCAGCAUCAACUGACAGUGCCCUACAACCCGCAGCAGAAUGGCGUGGCUGAGAGAUUCAACAGGACCCUGCAGGAGGGGGCACGCACUCUCCUUGGGCGUGCAGGGCUGCCUGAUCCGUUUUGGGUGUCUGCACUGAGGCAGGUCGCCCUUGUGAAGAACAGGGUGCUGGCUACAGUUGGGGAUAAGGAGUGGAUCCCAUAUACCAAGUGGUAUGGGAGUGCUCCAGCUGUGAACAUGCUGAGGGCAUUUGGGUGCAUGGUGGUGUUUCAUGUGCCUAAGGAGAAAAGGGGGAAGUUGGAGGCUUCUGGAAGAUGGGGUGUGCACUUGGGGAUUGCAAAGGAUCACAAGGGGUGGCUGCUAUGGGACUUGACCACCCAGAAGCUGACAGUGUCAAGGGAUGUGAAGUUUCUUGAGUCCCUGUACUACAAGGAAUGGAAGCAGCAGCAACAGAAGCUUCCAUCUACACCGCUCAUUGUGGAGGUAGAUGAGGUGCAGCGGCCUUCAAGACAGGUGGAGGUUGCAGUGUCUGAGGAGGAGAUGUCUGGGGUGACUGAGGAAGGGGGAGCAGCAGAGGUGGAGCAGCAGCAGCAGCAGCAGCAUGAGUCUCCAUCUCGAGUUCCACACCCGCCUGAGCGACCUAGGAGGGAUGUGCGCCCUCCGGUGAGGCUGACCUAUGGGGGAAGAGGCAAGCCGAAUGUGGUGCAGGCUGGGAGUGUGGUUGAGCAGAUUGAGGAAGAUGAGAUCGCUCACUGCUACUGGGCACCAAUCCCUGAGCCCAAGACUCGAGAAGAGGCCUUGAAUGGACCAAAUGGGGAGAAGUGGAAGGCGAGUGAGGAUGAGGAGUUCGGGUCCCUGAUUGAGAACGAGACAUGGGACCUUUGUGACUUGCCUCCUGGGAAGAAGGCAAUCACUUCCAAGAUGAUCUACAUGCACAAGUAUGGACCUGAAGGGGAGCUGACCCGCUACAAGUCUAGGCUUGUGGCAAAGGGGUUUCAGCAGACAAAGGGGAAGGACUAUGAUGAGGUGUUUGCUCCUGUGGGGAAAGGAACAACAUUGAGGGUGCUAUUGGCGAUGGCUGCACUCCUGGGAUGGAAGAUACGGCAGAUGGACAUUGUGACUGCCUUUCUGAAUGGGAUCAUUCUUGAGGAGGUGUACAUGAAGCAGCCAGAGGGGCUGGAUGAUGGGAGCGGCAGGGUCUGCAGGCUGAAGAAGGCAAUCUAUGGCCUUAAGCAGGCGCCUCGUGCAUGGUAUCACAAGUUGGAGGAGGCGCUGGUGGCUGGGGGUUUCAAGAAGAGUGAGUGUGACCCCAGCCUGUUCCUGCUGCAGGAGAAGGAUGAAAUCCUCAUGCUCCUGGUGUAUGUGGAUGAUAUCCUUCUCUUCUCUGCAUCAACUGCUUUGUUGGACAGCGCAGAGCAGAUGCUGGAGAUGCAGUUCAAGUGCUCCAAGAUGGGUCAGGUGAAGUACUACUUGGGGAUGCAUGUGGAGAGAGAUGUGGAGAAGGGUGUGCUGAGGUUGCACCAGAGGAAGUACUAUGAGGGGCUGGCUGAGAAGUAUGGGUUGCAAGAUGGGGGAAAGCCAGCAACACCACUACCUUCGGGGUUUACUGUGGAGCCAUGUGCUGAUGAGGAGGUAGUGGGUGAGAGUGACAGGAAGCUGUUUCAUUCGAUGGUUGGGUCGCUGAACUAUGCUGCAAGUCAUACACGGCCUGACAUUGCAUUUGCUACAUCACGGUUGGCUAGUGUGGUCUCACGCCCUAGUCAUGAGCAGCUGGAAGCGGCCAAGAGGUUGGUCCGCUAUGUGAGCGCUACCGCAUCAGUGGGAUUGGAGUAUAGUGGAGUGAGGCAGCGGUUGCAGAGAGGUGCUGCAGAUGUGAAGAGUGGAGAGAUGCUCUUGAGUUGCUAUACUGACGCUAGCUUCAACUCAGUGAAAGCGGAUGGCACCAGCAUUGGGGGUUAUGUGUGCUUGCUAGGAGGUGGUGCUGUGAGCUGGCGCAGCAAGAAGCAAAAUGAGGUGGGAUUGUCCUCAUGUGAGACUGAGUACAUGGCCUUACACCAUGGGGCCAAGGAAGUGGUGUGGCUGAGGCGCUUGCUGGAGGAGUUGGGAGUUGGUCAGAAGGAGCCGACGGUGAUCUUCUGUGACAAUGAGUCUGCAGUGAAGCUCGCCAAGAAUGCUUGUCUGCAUGGGCUGACAAAACACAUAAGGCCUAAGUGGCACUGGGUGAGGAGACUCCUUGAUAAGGAGGUGCGGCUGGAGAUCGUGAAAACCCAUCAGCAGGCAGCAGAUAUUUUCACCAAGCGUCUGGCGGAGGCGGAUCAUUGGAAGGGCAUGAAGCUUGCUGGGAUGAGUGUGCAUUGAGUAUGCAUGCUUGAGAUGUUGGUAUGGUGGAUGAUGGUUGGCAGCCAGAGGGGGAGAUUGUUGUGUGAUGUCAUCAUAUGCUAUCACAUUCUGUCUGCCUCCCAUCCCUCGUUUCAAUACGCACGUAUGGUUUGACUGUGUGUGAAAGAAUUUGUGUGGUGUGUGUUCUGGAGUUUGGGAAUGUGUUUUGUGUUAUUUUGUUUGAGCAGGUAUUUGUGAUGAUAGAUC
This is a messenger RNA of Closterium sp. NIES-67, 5455 nucleotides long. NCBI's taxonomy places the organism in Eukaryota, Viridiplantae, Streptophyta, Zygnematophyceae, Desmidiales, Closteriaceae. The record is from the annotation of a GenBank genome assembly.